This is a messenger RNA of Podospora pseudopauciseta, 2746 nucleotides long. RefSeq names its product Serine carboxypeptidase 3 (gene cbp3). The transcript is spliced from 2 exons. NCBI's taxonomy places the organism in Eukaryota, Fungi, Ascomycota, Sordariomycetes, Sordariales, Podosporaceae. Bases 1 to 1074 code for a protein of 357 amino acids. Gene Ontology annotation, biological process: mitochondrial respiratory chain complex III assembly. Gene Ontology annotation, cellular component: mitochondrion. The record is from RefSeq and is a predicted model, not a curated record.
AUGACGUUGAGCUUGGAAGCUCCCAUAUCCCUCCCUCCGCAACAAACCCCCAGAAACACAAUAAUGGCGACCCCAAGUUGCUGUCGCGCCAGCCUGUCAAGGCGACCAAUCUCGAUACUAGGUCAAAUACACCCAACAUCCACCCAAACAAGCAGAAUUCUCUCUUCACAAUGCGCCCGCGCAGCAGUCCCCUCCCCAGCAUCACCAUGUAGCAGCACCACCAAAAGACCCCUCCACACCACCCCCAAACCCCAAAUCUCUCUCGCCGAGAUCCUCAAAAAAACCGGCAUAGCCCAGACCACGGGCAGGUCCUACAUGAUCUACCAAGCCACCGAGCAGCUCCACAAAGCCUGCGCCGCCCAGGCAGAGUACACCAUCGACCCCGAAGACAGGAAGGCGUCCAAGCUGAAGCACACUCCCGACGGGGAGGAGAUUGGGAGGAGCGGGGGCGGUGGUGGGGAGGGAGGUUCUGCCAAGGGGGGUGUCUGGCAUGAGGAAAUGGGACUACUACCAACAUUCAGUACAUGGUCCCAGGUCACCAUGCUACACAUGUACCUCCUCGUCAUCCGCUUCCGCGACAUGCCCAAGAUCCAACAAACGACCUUUCAGGACGGGCUUGUAAACCAUUUCUUCUAUGAGGCGGAGGCAAAGAUGGAUCUGGUGCAUAAUCUCACGUCGAGGGUGAUCAGGCAGAAGUAUCUGAAGGAUUUGUUUGUGCAGUGGAGGGGGUUGGUGCUGGCGUAUGAUGAGGCCUUGGCCAAGGAUAGCGAUGCUGUUUUGGCCGGGGCGGUUUGGAGGAAUUUGUACAAGGCUGACGAAAAUGUGGACGUGAGGAGGUUGGCGGCGGUGGUGGGGUAUAUGAGGAGGGGCAUGGCGGAUUUGGCGCAUAAGGGGGAGGAGGAUUUGGUGAUGAAGGGGAAGAGGGUGUUUGAUGAGUGGGGGGGUGUGAAGGCCGAGUUGAGAGGGGUGGACGUGCCGAGUUCGCAGGUGAAGGGGCUGAUGGAUGCGGAGGGGUUGAGCAGUGGUGAGCCGGCUGUGAAGGAAGGGGUGAAGGGGUCGAGGUUUGGUUCUUGAGGGGAAAGAAGGCGGGGGGAGUGUACGAUAUAUGGAAUGUAUUAUAUCCCGACCAACACAGUACAAAAACCGCCAUCGUUAUACGUUCCGUGCCGUGAGCCUAAUCAACCCUCUCCCACAUCUCAAACUCAUACCCCGUCUCGUCGUCUGUCCCCUCCUUUUCCACCUGUCGUCCCCUGGGCACCUCCUCCCCAACCCACUCAUCCAUUUUUCGCUGUUCCACCCUCUGCCAUUCCCCUCCCUCCUUGAGUUCCAACGGGAAAACAGCAUCACACUCCCACUCCCUCUCCACCCUCGUCAACAAAAUCCGCCUCGUCUCUCUCAACCCGAGCGCAGCUUUAUAGAUCUCCGCCCCACCGAUAACAAACACCCUCCCCGCUUCCCCCUUCCCGUCCUCCCCAACCCACUGCAGCGCCUUUUCCAGAGAUCCAGCCCAGAGUGAUUUGUCUUCCCGUUUUUCAACCCCCCCGAUGGAACGACUGACAACAAUAUUUAACCUGUCUGGCAGAGGGCGGAACUUUGCCGGGAUGGAGUCCCAUGUCUUGCGUCCCAUGAUGACGACGUUCUGAACACUGGGGGAAGGGGAGCGUUUGGUGACGCGGGCAAAGUAGGCCAUUUCUUUCUUGAGGGAGGGCCAGGGGAGGGUGCCGGAGAGGCCGAUGCCCAUUUUGGGGGUGGAGGCUAGGAUGAGGGUUAGUUCUCUCAUAUUUUGGCUGUUUUGUAAGAGAAAUGAUAUGUUUAGGGGUUGAGAUUGGGAUGAAUGAAAGGUGGUGGAAUGAAUCAGAUGCACGAGAAACGAGAAAAUGUGGGGCGGGAGAAAAAGGUGUGAAACGGGGUGGUGUGAUUGGCUGGUUAUAUCUUUAAAAUAACAACUUUUCGGGGAGGUUAGGUGAGCGAUAUGGAUGGAUACAAAGUUGAAGAGAUGUGUGUUCUGCAAGACAUCGAGGUGAUUAUGGAGGUUAUGAGCUUUUGUUCAGAGCUUUGACAAGUUGAUUUCCAUGCUUCUUGAAUUUGGUGAUUUGCAUUUUCAGCUGACCCAGGCCAUCAUGCAAAGAUCAACCAUAUGUACAAGUCUGUUGAUACAAUUUUCUAUCUCCCCACCUCACACACCAGCUUAUGGAUUCACGGAAUUCGGCCUAAUAGGCAACAACCUAUCCAUCGCCCUCCCGUCAUCCAACGCCCACCCACCCGUCGUGUCCAACUUGUACGUCACCCCUCCAACCACGAUCUUGGUGAAGCCCUCCCUGCUGAACGACCUCACAAUGCCCGGCCACACCCCCUUGAAAGCCUUCUUGGCGUCCCUGAACGGAGCGGUGAGGAGAUGGUUCAUGGUGUACUCCCUCUCCUUCUUGGCCGCCUCAAUCGCGGCCCUCUGCCUCCUGACCUGCUCAGCCACGCUCAACGGCUCCUCGACCGCAACGCCGAUCCGCUUGUUGUACUCAAACAUGCUGCUCAUCCUGAAGGGCAGCUCAAUCUCGUGAGGCAUGUAGAGCUUCUUCUUUGGCUUCAGAAAGGGGAACAUCCUCUGGGCGGUUACUUCGAUGUACAGGGGACCCUGGCCGGAGGGUUUGGCGGCUGCUUUGACGAGGGAGGAGGAGGAGGAGGAGACGGCGGUGAUGGUCUUGAUGAUGCGGCCGGUGCCCAUGAUGAAGUAGGUUGCCAUGGCGGCCAU